AUGAAGCAUGCUGGAAAGCAUCGCAGGACCAAGCAGCUCAAUAUUAGUGACCUCAAGAUUCGUGAGUACGUGAAGAAGCGGGGAGUCAAGAUUGAACCCGUGGCAUCGAAAGCGAACGCGGCUGACACAAUGACGAAACCUCUACCUCUGGAGGUAUUUGAACGGCACAGAGAGAAGCUCGGUGUGCGCACUUCAAGAAUGAUCUCUCGUCGGGAAGGCCGAGAGUGGCGUGGUUCACCGCAGAGCCAAGCACGAAGAGUUCGGGAGGAGACAAGCCCCGAAGCCGACGAGACCGGCAAAGACAAUGUUGUUGAGCAGAGUCGUGGCCGUCGAGGAAUCCCAGUCCGCUUCAAGAAGAGAGCCCGAGUUAAGAUGAAACUGGAGAGAGCGUGA
Messenger RNA from Phytophthora sojae, 393 nucleotides. RefSeq lists its product as hypothetical. The transcript has a single exon. The coding region runs from base 1 to 393 and encodes 130 amino acids. Lineage: Eukaryota; Oomycota; Peronosporomycetes; Peronosporales; Peronosporaceae. The record is from RefSeq and is a predicted model, not a curated record.